AUGCUUAAACCACUGACAAUCAAAUUCAACAAAGUGAAGCCCAUGGAAGGGGCGAAGGAGCAGAAACCCUGCCCUCACCUGAGCAGGGAGGCUCAGCCAUCCACAGCACAGGGAGACAACAGUGGAAAAGAAUCUCUGAGGACCAGAAGGAUACCAGUCAUGUUUGAAAAAUCACACACCAAAGAACAAGACAACAACACUGAGAAAAACUCCCUCAGAGACUUCACCACAAGUCCUGACCCUGAUUGUUCGGAAGAACUCACGGGAAGGAUGUCAGAGAUAGAGCAAACCAGGACUAGGAAAGAAAAACCAGCCAGCUUUAAGAGCAAAAUGCCUGCAACCUCAAUUAUAAAUGAAUACGCUGACGCCCACCUACACAAGCUUGUGUCAAGAAUGCGGGAAAGGACUGCUCUCUACAAGAGAACGCUGACAGAGGGAGAAAAUACCUCCUCACCCGAAGCUAGCUCCCAUAGUGUAAAGUCUACAGAUAUAUCACCAACACAAGCGGACAAUUCUAAGCUAAAAGAACCCCACCAUGACACAUGGUCCUGCCAACUCCAGAGGGCACCUGCUAAAGAGUACCUAAGAAGAGUGAGACUUCCGAGAAGCAUAGAUGCACACUCAGAUCGGGUCUACCUCCUGUGGCUCCUGCUUGUCACCAUUGCCUAUAACUGGAACUGUUGGCUGCUCCCAGUACGCCUCGUCUUCCCGUACCAGACACCAGACAACAAGCACUACUGGAUUAUUGCCGACAUCAUAUGUGAUAUCAUCUACCUUGGUGAUAUAUUAUUGAUCCAACCAAGACUCCAAUUCAUACAAAGAGGAGAAAUUAUCGUAGAUUCAAAUGAGCUGAAGAGACACUACAGGACUUCUACAAAAUUUCAGAUGGAUGUAGCAUCUCUAAUGCCGUUUGAAGUUCUCUGCAUCUUCUUUGGAUUUAAUCCAAUAUUUAGAAUGAACCGGAUAUUAAAGUUCACUUCAUUCUUUGAGUUUAAUCAUCACCUGGAGUCUAUAAUGGACAAAGCAUAUGUCUACAGGGUCAUCCGAACAACUGGCUACUUGCUGUUUCUUCUGCAUGUCAAUGCCUGUGUUUAUUAUUGGGCUUCAGACUAUGAAGGAAUUGGCACAACUAAGUGGGUCUAUAAUGGUGAAGGAAACGAGUAUCUGAGAUGUUAUUAUUGGGCAGUUCGAACUUUAAUUACUAUUGGGGGCCUUCCAGAGCCACAGACUUCAUUUGAAAUUGUUUUUCAACUCGUGAACUUUUUUUCUGGAGUUUUUGUUUUCUCUAGCUUAAUUGGUCAGAUGCGUGAUGUAAUUGGAGCAGCAACAGCCAAUCAGAACAACUUCCAUAUCUGCAUGGACCAUAUCACUGCCUACAUGAAAAAAUACUCUAUUCCUCAGAGUGUGCAGCAUCGAGUUCGGACUUGGUUGGAAUAUACAUGGAGCUCUCAAAGAAUAUUAGAUGAGUCCAAGUUGCUUAAGAACCUGCCAACAGCAAUGCAGUUAUCUCUUGCCAUUGACACAAACUUCAGCAUCAUCAACAAAGUGGAGUUGUUCAAGGGCUGUGACACACAGAUGAUUUAUGACCUGCUGCUAAGACUGAAAUCCACUAUUUAUUUACCUGGUGACUUUGUCUGCAAAAGGGGAGAAAUUGGAAGAGAAAUGUACAUCAUCAAGCAUGGAGAAGUCCAAGUUCUUGGAGGCCCCAGCGGUGCUCAAGUUCUGGUUACCCUAAAAGCUGGGGCAGUGUUCGGGGAAAUCAGCCUUCUGGCAAAAGGAGGAGGCAACCGCCGAACGGCUGACGUGGCGGCCCACGGGUUUGCCCACCUUUUAACUCUGGACAAAAAGACUCUCCAAGAAAUUCUGGUGCAUUAUCCAACUUCUAAAGAGCUCCUCAUGAGGAAAGCCAGAGUCCUUUUAAGCCAUAAAGGGAAGACCACACAAGCAAUCUCUCCAAGAACAGCGCCUGGCUUUCUUUUCCCACCAAAAGAAGAGACGCCCAAAAUGCUCAAAGCUCUCCUGGGAAAAAAAGGAAAGGCAGACCUCAGAAGACUCCUCAAAGGAAAGCGAGAACAAGCCGCUCAGAAAAAAGGUGAAAAUUCCAAAGGAAGAAUGGGGGAAGGAAAAGAAUACGAAGAUAAGGGAACAGAGCCAUCAGAAAAAACACUGGACAGGUCCAAAUGCAGAGUAAGUUCUAUCAUAGCAGAGGAAAUUCCCCAGUUGAUUGAAAAGGCAGUUUUGCCCAGAGGACCUGCCUGUCAACCAUUCAUCAGCAGCAUGGUUCCUGCUAUUGAAGCUGGGGAAGAGAUUCUGACUAUCGAAGUCAAAGAAGGAUAA
Molecule: messenger RNA, 2337 nt
Organism: Psammomys obesus (fat sand rat)
Lineage: Eukaryota; Metazoa; Chordata; Mammalia; Rodentia; Muridae
Gene: Cngb3
Product: cyclic nucleotide gated channel subunit beta 3
Biological process (GO): monoatomic cation transmembrane transport
Cellular component (GO): photoreceptor outer segment; intracellular cyclic nucleotide activated cation channel complex; plasma membrane
Molecular function (GO): intracellularly cAMP-activated cation channel activity; cGMP binding; intracellularly cGMP-activated cation channel activity
Source: RefSeq, a predicted model, not a curated record